Messenger RNA from Quercus lobata, 1551 nucleotides. RefSeq lists its product as uncharacterized. Bases 1 to 1551 code for a protein of 516 amino acids. Lineage: Eukaryota; Viridiplantae; Streptophyta; Magnoliopsida; Fagales; Fagaceae. The transcript has 2 exons. The record is from RefSeq and is a predicted model, not a curated record.
AUGGCUGAUCAAGAGCAAAAGGCGUUAAGAGAUUAUUCUAUGCCCUCGGUAAAUGGAGCUACAUUGAGCAUAAGGAGGCCAGCCAUACAAGCCAAUAAUUUUGAGAUCAAGCCGGCCAUCAUUCAGAUGAUACAGCAGACUGUCCAGUUCAGGGGGCUAUCACAAGAGGAUCCUAAUGUCUAUAUUGCAAAUUUCAUGGGGAUUUGUGAUACUUUUAAACAUAAUGGAGUGACAGAUGAUGCAAUUCGACUAAGGCUUUUUCCCUUCUCACUUAGGGAUAAAGCAAAGGUUUGGUUGAAUCCUUUGCCACAUGGCAACAUUACUACAUGGGAGGAGUUGGCACAAAAAUUCUUAGCAAAAUAUUUCCCUCCCGCAAAGAUAGCAAAGUUAAGGAAUGAUAUCACCACGUUCAUCCAAUUUGAGGGUGAAUCAUUAAAUGAAGCAUGGGAGAGGUACAAAGAUUUAUUGCGAAGGUGUCCUCAUCAUGACCUUUCAGCAUGGCUUCAAGUGCAAACAUUCUACAAUGGUCUAGGAGCUACAAACAGGUCUAUGGUUGAUGCAGCAGCUAGUGGAGCUUUAAUGAGUAAAACUCAUGAGGUAGCCUAUGAACUUCUGGAAGAAUUGGCAUCCAACAACUAUCAAUGGCCUAUAGAAAGAGCAAUGCCAAGAAAGAUAGCUAGAGUUUUAGAACUUGAUUCUAUUACCUCAUUGGCGGCACAAAUGAAAUCAUUCAACGACUGCCAAGUGGGAAAUCCUUUUGCCCAAUCGAGUUAUGGACAAGCAAAUUACGUGUCAAAUUUUCAACGUCAAAAUAAUCCAUACUCGAACACGUACAAUCCUGGAUGGAGGAAUCACCCCAACUUCUCAUGGAGAAAUAACCAAGGCCAGGCUAAACCACCUCAGCAAUUUCCACAGCAAGAGAAGAAGCUGACACUUGAGGACAUGUUCAUGCAGUUCAUACAGAAAACAGACGUUGUGAUCCAAAACAACUCAGCUUCAAUCCGUAAUCUUGAGGUGCAGAUCGGUCAGCUCUCAAGCAUGCUCACAAAUAGGACUGCAGGAACUUUGCCAAGCAAUACUGUCACCAAUCCAAAAGAACAAGCAAAGGCAAUAUCAUUAAGAAGUGGGCGAACAUAUGAGGAGCCAAAAGUAACAAAUGCCAAACAAGAUGAAGCUGUGGAUAAUGAGGAGUCAAAGAUGAAGGAAGUCAAGUCAGAGAUGAAAGAAGUGGAGCAAGCUGAGAAGACUAAGGAGAAUGAAAGAGCUUCAAAAUCCAAAAGAUCCAGGGAAGAUACUUUUGAGACUUAUUCUCCUUCAAUUUAUGAUCCACCAAUUCCUUUUCCGCAAAGAUUAAGAAAAAAUAAUAUGGAUGAUCAGUUUUCUAAAUUUCUAAGUAUAUUUAAGCAAUUGCAUAUUAAUAUUCCUCUCAUUGAAGCUUUGGAACAAAUGCCUAAAUAUGCUAAAUUUUUUAAGGAUAUUAUAUCAAAGAAGCGGAAAUUGGAGGAGCAUGAAACAAUAAUGCUGACAGAGGAGAGUAGUGCAAUCUUAUAA